This is a messenger RNA of Linum tenue, 1194 nucleotides long. NCBI's taxonomy places the organism in Eukaryota, Viridiplantae, Streptophyta, Magnoliopsida, Malpighiales, Linaceae. The record is from the annotation of a GenBank genome assembly.
CUCAGAUUAGUGAACGGCCCAUAAAUAAGGCCCAGCGGUCAGCGAAGGCCUUGCGGGUCAUGAGAGUUCGUCGAGUUAGGGUUUGGGUUUCCUGUGUUCCUCGUUUUAUGAGACUCUACUCUUCAAACGCCAAAACCUAAGCGAGCAGCGGCCGCCUUCGUUCUCCAUCUUCCUGCUCUCUUCUGCAUCAGCUAGCCGCCGUCGAUAUGGCCCCGAAAAGAGGUGCUAAACCCGUGGCAGCUGCAAAGAAGAAAUCUGAUAAGGUUGUGAAUCCGUUGUUCGAGAAGCGCCCGAAGCAGUUUGGAAUCGGUGGUGCACUCCCUCCUAAGAGGGAUUUGACGAGGUUUGUCAAGUGGCCUCAUGUUGUUCGUAUUCAAAGGCAGAGAAGGAUAUUGAGGCAACGAUUGAAGGUUCCUCCUGCUGUGAACCAGUUCACAAAAGCACUUGACAAGAACCUAGCCACCCAGCUAUUCAAGCUUUUGCUGAAGUAUCGCCCAGAGGACAAAGCUGCUAAGAAGGAAAGGCUUAUUAGCAAAGCACAAGCUGAAGCAGAGGGAAAGUCUGUGGAGUCCAAGAAGCCCAUAGUUGUUAAGUAUGGACUUAAUCAUGUGACUUACCUUAUCGAGCAGAACAAGGCCCAACUGGUGGUUAUUGCUCACGAUGUUGAUCCAAUUGAGCUGGUUGUCUGGUUGCCUGCACUCUGUCGGAAGAUGGAGGUUCCAUAUGCUAUUGUGAAGGGCAAGUCAAGACUUGGAGCGAUUGUCCACAAGAAGACAGCUGCAGCUUUGUGCCUUACAUCUGUUAAGAAUGAGGACAAAAUGGAGUUCAGCAAGAUUUUGGAGGCAGUGAAGGCUAACUUCAACGACAAGUUUGAUGAGCACAGGAAGAAAUGGGGUGGUGGGAUAAUGGGAUCCAAAUCUCAGGCCAAGACCAAAGCCAAGGAGAGACUCUUGGCUAAGGAGGCUGCGCAAAGAAUGUCUUAAGUAGAGCUUGAUUUAUAGAUCCUUGCAAAUUUUGAUGAUGUUAGCCGUUCCCCUAAAUUUGUUUCUACUGAACGACUAGCCGUCUGUUUUUCUGUAUUCGCCAUGAGUCCGAGGAUAAUGAAUGUACGUGUUGAAUUUUUGUUUGGAGUAAUUUAAUAUGGACGUAGCAUCUUUUUUAGUAUGCUGUUUUAAUGAUUUUGGUCCGUUGCCC